This is a messenger RNA of Haliotis rufescens (red abalone), 478 nucleotides long. RefSeq names its product von Willebrand factor C domain-containing protein 2-like. Gene Ontology annotation, cellular component: AMPA glutamate receptor complex. Gene Ontology annotation, biological process: negative regulation of BMP signaling pathway. Gene Ontology annotation, molecular function: protein binding. NCBI's taxonomy places the organism in Eukaryota, Metazoa, Mollusca, Gastropoda, Lepetellida, Haliotidae. The transcript is spliced from 2 exons. The record is from RefSeq and is a predicted model, not a curated record. Bases 27 to 443 code for a protein of 138 amino acids.
ACACUAUCUCUCACUUCUCGCUCACAAUGAUCGGAACAGUCGUCUCGUCUGCCGUGCUCUUGGCUCUUGUCGUUUACUCCGAGUCUGCAUCACUUCCGGUGGUGGCAGUUGCAGUUGACAAAUGUGUCCAUCAAAAUAAGACGUACAUGGUUGGUGAAAAGACCGACAGCGCGUGUAUGCCCUGCGAGUGCACGCCUAGCGGCCGUAUGGCCUGCCUGGUUAUUGAUUGUUUCUUCGCCCCUCCAUGUGUCGACCAUGUGACGAAGCCGGGGCAGUGCUGUGCGACUUGUCCAAACGGACGGAACUGCAAGUUUGGCGAUCACAUUAUCAAGGAGGGGGAAACGUACAAGCCAGACACUAAGACCGAGUGUAAAUGCAACACCCACGUAUUCGGGAUGGCCUCCCUGAAAGCUGUGUGUGCCACGACUGCCUCCAUCGCCUAAUGUGCCAAAGUUCAGAAAUAAAUGUAUGACUAACA